This is a messenger RNA of Vigna umbellata (rice bean), 1707 nucleotides long. It is a transcript of the gene CDPK9, whose product is annotated as calmodulin-like domain protein kinase 9. NCBI's taxonomy places the organism in Eukaryota, Viridiplantae, Streptophyta, Magnoliopsida, Fabales, Fabaceae. Gene Ontology annotation, biological process: protein phosphorylation. The record is from RefSeq and is a predicted model, not a curated record. Gene Ontology annotation, molecular function: protein kinase activity; ATP binding; calcium ion binding.
CACACAAAGCACUUUGUUUAUUUAUUUAUUUAUUUGUUUUCAAUUUUUACGGGGUCUUCCUUUCUUUGCUGGUUUCCCUUUAUCUGACUCAGAGCCGCAUAGAGAAAGAGAGAGUGUUGGCAAUGUCGAAGUCUCAGGCGGGCAGUGGCGGGGGCGCACCGAAGACUGCGUGGGUGCUGCCGUACCGAACAGAGAACCUGAGGGAGGUGUACACACUGGGGCGGAAGCUGGGUCAGGGGCAAUUCGGCACGACCUUUCUCUGCACGCACAACGCCACUGGUCGCACCUUCGCCUGCAAGUCAAUCCCCAAGCGGAAGCUUCUGUGCAAGGAGGACUACGACGACGUUUGGAGGGAGAUUCAGAUAAUGCACCAUCUCUCCGAACACCCUAACGUGGUGAGGAUCCACGGCACCUACGAGGACACCUCCUCCGUCCACCUCGUCAUGGAGCUCUGCGAGGGAGGCGAGCUCUUCGACAGGAUCGUUCAGAAGGGCCACUACAGUGAGCGCCAGGCCGCCAACCUCAUCAAGACCAUUCUUGAGGUUGUCGAGGCUUGUCACUCCCUUGGAGUCAUGCACAGGGACCUCAAGCCCGAGAACUUUCUCUUCGACACUGUUGAGGAAGAUGCCAAGCUUAAAACCACCGAUUUUGGCCUCUCUGUCUUUUAUAAGCCAGGUGAGACCUUCUGUGACGUUGUUGGAAGCCCGUACUAUGUUGCCCCAGAGGUGCUGCGUAAGCAUUAUGGACCUGAAUCAGAUGUUUGGAGUGCUGGUGUUAUUUUGUACAUCUUAUUAAGUGGGGUGCCACCAUUUUGGGCUGAAACUGAGCAGGGGAUUUUCCGACAGAUUUUACUAGGAAGACUUGAUUUCCAGUCCGAGCCAUGGCCCAGCAUUUCAGACAGUGCCAAGGAUCUUAUUCGAAAAAUGCUUGAUCGGAAUCCAAAAACAAGGCUUACAGCUCACAAAGUACUCUGUCACCUAUGGAUUGUUGAUGACAACCUUGCACCAGAUAAACCUCUUGAUUCUGCUGUUUUAUCACGCCUAAAGCAGUUCUCUGCAAUGAACAAACUUAAAAAGAUGGCUUUACGUGUUAUUGCGGAGAGGCUCUCUGAGGAAGAAAUUGGUGGUCUGAAGGAGUUAUUUAAGAUGAUCGAUGCAGAUAAUAGUGGAACUAUAACAUUUGAUGAGCUAAAAGAAGGGUUAAAGCGGGUGGGAUCUGAUCUAAUGGAGUCUGAAAUCAAGGAUCUAAUGGAUGCAGCAGAUAUUGAUAACAGUGGGACACUUGACUAUGGUGAAUUCAUUGCUGCUACGGUUCACUUGAAUAAGUUGGAGAGGGAGGAAAAUCUGGUGUCAGCUUUCUCCUAUUUUGACAAAGAUGGAAGUGGUUACAUAACCAUUGAUGAGAUACAACAGGCUUGUAAGGAUUUCGGUUUGGAGGAUGUCCAUAUUGAUGAAAUUGUCAAAGAAAUUGAUCAAGACAACGAUGGACAGAUAGAUUAUGGGGAAUUUGCUGCCAUGAUGAGAAAGGGCAAUGGAGGAAUCGGCAGGCGAACCAUGAGGAGCACCCUCAACUUCAGAGAUGCUCUGGGAAUUAUAGGACAUGGGUCUGAUGAUUAAAUAAUUGUACCUUAAAAUAAUUAUUUGGUGAUGAAAUUUUGAACAAGAAAAACUUUGGUGAGUAUGGACAACUUGAGUAGCCUGACCAAAA